Molecule: messenger RNA, 2262 nt
Organism: Jaculus jaculus (lesser Egyptian jerboa)
Lineage: Eukaryota; Metazoa; Chordata; Mammalia; Rodentia; Dipodidae
Gene: Mpo
Product: myeloperoxidase
Exons: 13
Coding region: 10-2166 (718 amino acids)
Biological process (GO): response to oxidative stress
Molecular function (GO): peroxidase activity; heme binding
Source: RefSeq, a predicted model, not a curated record
UCAUUGCAGAUGAGGCUGCUCCUGGCCUUAGCAGGCCUCCUGGUCCCUCUGGCCACGGCUCAGCCCUCUGAAAGUGCCACUCCAGCUGUCCUGGGGCAAGUGGAGACUUCGGUGGUGCUGACCUGUAUGGAGGAGGCCAAGCAGCUAGUGGACAAGGCCUACAAAGAACGGCGGGAGAGCAUCAAGCACCGGCUUCGCAGCGGCUCUGCCAGCCCCAUGGAGCUCCUGUCCUACUUCAAGCAGCCGGUGGCGGCCACCCGGACUGCGGUGAGAGCUGCGGACUACCUGCACGUGGCGCUGGACCUGCUGAAGAGGAAGCUGCGACCCUUGUGGCCAAGGCCUUUCAAUGUCACUGAUGUGCUGACGCCAGCUCAGCUGAAUCUGCUGUCCACAUCGAGCGGCUGCGCCUACCAGGACGUGGGCGUGAGGUGCCCUGAGCAGGACAAGUAUCGUUCCAUCACCGGGCAUUGCAACAACAGACGUAGCCCCACGCUGGGGGCCUCCAACCGGGCUUUUGCGCGCUGGCUGCCGGCAGAGUACGAGGACGGCUUCUCGCUGCCCUUCGGCUGGACGCCGGGGGUCGGGCGCGCGGGCUUCCCGGUGCCCCUGGCCCGCGCGGUCUCCAAUGCCAUCGUGCGCUUCCCCACCGAGCAGCUGACCCCGGACCAGCAGCGCUCGCUCAUGUUCAUGCAGUGGGGACAGUUGAUCGAUCACGACCUGGACUUCACCCCGGAGCCAGCCGCCCGGGCUGCCUUCCUCACUGGCCUCAACUGCGAGAUCAGUUGCCUGCAGCAGCCACCUUGCUUCCCCCUCAAGAUCCCACCCAAUGACCCUCGCAUCAGGAACCAGCAGGACUGCAUUCCCUUCUUCCGCUCCUGCCCAGCCUGCCCAGGGGGCAAUAUCACCAUCCGUAACCAGAUCAACGCGCUCACAUCCUUCGUGGAUGCCAGCAUGGUCUACGGCAGCGAGCACCCCUUGGCCAUGAAGCUGCGCAACCUGACCAACCAGCGAGGGCUGCUGGCUGUCAACACCCGCUUCCAAGACAACGGCCGGGCCCUGCUGCCCUUCGACAACCUGCACGAUGACCCCUGUCUCCUCACCAACCGCUCGGCGCGCAUCCCCUGCUUCCUGGCAGGGGACACACGCUCCAGUGAGAUGCCCGAGCUCACCUCCAUGCACACCCUCUUUGUUCGUGAGCACAACCGGCUGGCCACACAACUCAGGCGUCUGAACCCUAGAUGGAACGGGGAGACGCUCUAUCAGGAGGCCCGGAAGAUUGUGGGGGCCAUGGUGCAGAUUAUCACUUACCGGGACUACCUGCCCCUGGUGCUGGGGCCAGCGGCCAUGAGGAAGUACCUACCCAGGUAUCGCGGCUACAAUGACUCGGUGGACCCACGCAUCUCCAAUGUCUUCACGAACGCUUUCCGCUAUGGUCACACCCUCAUCCAGCCAUUCAUGUUCCGCUUGGACAAUCAGUACCGGCCCACGGGGCCCAAUCCCCGAGUCCCACUCAGCAAGGUCUUUUUUGCCAGCUGGAGGGUGGUGCUGGAAGGAGGCAUUGACCCAAUCCUCAGGGGUCUCAUGGCCACCCCUGCCAAGCUGAAUCGCCAGAACCAAAUUGUGGUGGAUGAGAUCCGUGAGCGGCUGUUUGAGCAGGUCAUGAGGAUCGGCCUGGACCUGCCGGCUCUGAACAUGCAGCGCAGCAGGGACCAUGGCCUCCCAGGAUACAAUGCCUGGAGGCGCUUCUGUGGGCUCCCGCAGCCCAGCACGGUGGGAGAACUGGGCACCGUGCUAAAGAACCUGGACCUGGCAAGAAAGCUGAUGGAGCAGUAUGGCACACCCAACAACAUCGACAUCUGGAUGGGCGGUGUGGCAGAGCCCCUGGAGCCCAAUGGCCGCGUAGGACGGCUCCUGGCCUGUCUCAUCGGCACCCAGUUCAGGAAGCUACGUGAUGGUGAUCGGUUUUGGUGGGAGAAGCCGGGCGUGUUCAGCGCACAGCAGCGGCAGGCCCUGGCCAGGAUCUCCUUGCCCCGCAUCAUCUGUGACAACACUGGCAUCACCACUGUGUCCAAGAACAACAUCUUCAUGUCCAACUCGUUCCCCCGAGACUUUGUCAGCUGUAACUCCCUCCCUGAGCUGGAUCUGGCUGCCUGGAGGAGCACGUAGAGGCCGGGAGCCUGUCUGGAGAGGAACUGGGGCCGGUGGCUUUUUGUACCAUUUGUAUUUACGGGACAUUGACAGUAAUAAAGCGCUGUGGAUGGG